AAUUCAGAACACAAGGAAGUGAAGAAGACGAGGCGGACGUUAACAGGAAGCGCUUGUGUGUUUGGGGACGUCAACACUUUUCCUCGAGCACCUCUGGUCGUUUUUCCUCUUCGUUCGCUGCAUCUGUGAGCGGUUUGAUGGAGCAGCGGCGGGGAGAUCAUCACUGAGCAUCGCUACAGACCGAGCGGAUCGUGAGAGUUUGUGGACAGACCGGGCUUCAUGUUCGAGGAUGAUAAUGGCAGCAGCAGCAAGCAAUGAGAGUCCUAACAGAAGCACCGAAGAUAAAACAUCCGCCCGAAGACAGAAUGAAGUCAACAAGAAGUUGAAGUACAUCAGUUUGGCGAUUCUGGUGAUCCAGAAUGCAUCGCUCAUCCUCAGCAUCCGGUACGUGCGGACGUUGCCAGGAGAUCAUUUCUACACCACGUCAGCCGUGGUGAUGGCAGAAGUUCUUAAAGUCCUCACCUGUGUGCUCAUCAUCCUGAUACAGAAGAGAGGUAAUGUGAAGUCCUUUGUGUCGUUGUUGUAUGACUCUCUAGUCGUACAGUAUUUGGACACACUGAAGUUAGCAGUCCCGUCACUCAUCUACACUUUACAGAACAACCUGCAGUAUGUGGCCAUUUCCAAUUUACCAGCAGCCACUUUCCAGGUCACAUAUCAGCUGAAGAUCUUGACCACAGCGUUGUUUUCAGUGCUCAUGCUGCGCAAGAGUCUGUCUAAAAUCCAGUGGAUCUCUCUAGUGCUGCUGUUUGCCGGUGUGGCGAUCGUCCAGGUGGAGCAGGAGGGCGGAAAACAGAAGGAGGCUGUGACCAGCACCAACCAAAGCUAUUUCAAGGGCCUGGUGUCUGUGAUCAUUUCUUGCUUAUCCUCCGGGUUUGCCGGCGUUUACUUUGAGAAGAUCUUGAAGGGCAGCUCGGCCUCGGUGUGGAUGAGAAACAUCCAGCUCGGGAUCUUCGGGACUCUUUUGGGUCUCCUCGGCAUGUGGUGGAACGACGGCGCCGCCAUCGCAGAGAAAGGCUUCCUGUUUGGCUACACGCCCAUGGUGUGGGGCGUCAUCUUCAACCAGGCGUUCGGUGGUCUCCUGGUAGCUGUUGUCGUAAAAUACGCGGACAACAUUCUCAAAGGCUUCGCCACCUCUUUUUCCAUCAUCGUGUCCACGAUCACUUCGGUCUACCUCUUCGGCUUCCACGUGGACCUGAUCUUCACACUGGGUGCGGGAUUGGUCAUCGGAGCCGUCUACAUGUACAGUCUCCCCAAACCAAACACAAGCACUUCCAGCACCAGCACAUCUUCAUCUAGUCACAGCAAAGCAGGAGACCCGGAGCUGGAUGCUUUCCUCCCAAAUCCCAAGGCUCCAGGAAAGAAGAAAAGAAACUGAAGAAACAUGAUAAAUGAGAAAAGAUGAUAAGAACACAUUGUGCCUACAGGGCCUACACUCCUGCCCUAUUUCCAAAGGAAAAGAUGAGGGUUAUAUUUCAAGUGCCUUAUUAUGCUCACAAUAUUACACUCUGUUAUGAAAGAUGGAACUUCUAAACGAAACUGUGCUGACUUACUUUAUGGUACCUCAUAUUUAUUCUGUUGCCUUAUUGUUUUGCAUUUGAUAUUGUGAUUGACUGAAGUUAUAAUACUAGUGUAAACAGAUUUUGUGUUUUGAAUGCUGGAACUGGAAAAAUGAAUUGAAAAUCCUCAUCAUACUUGGAUUUCAAAAGGUGCUGCCUUAUAAUUAAAUCUUUGUUAGGCAUUCUUAGUAUAGUUUUUUAUUAAAGUGUUGUCAUAUGUGUUAAUUUGCCUUGUGUUUUUUGUAGUGCCUUAUACAUUUCAUCUGUUUAAUGUGUGAGAGUAUAUAAAAGUCAAGCAAACUUUAUUUUCUCCAAAGUGCACUUUCAAAUUUUAACUCAUUUAUGUUAAAUAGCCUAUGCUAAUAAACCUUAGUGCACCUCUUUAGAUGACAAAAAUGCCAUUUCUGACCUAAACACAUUAUGUAAGAGGGUAGUCACUGUGUUCUUUUUGCACGGGGUUUGAUUUAUUAUAUCCGAGCAGUGAAAUGUGAAAAGCAUUGGGCUCUUGAACAUAUAAUUGCCUGAUCAUGUCAUUAUUCAAGAGAGCAGAUCUAAAACUAAACUAAAUGUUUGAUCAUGUCAGAAGAUAAAUAAUUAUU
Messenger RNA from Cyprinus carpio (common carp), 2155 nucleotides. Its product is annotated as UDP-galactose translocator-like. Gene Ontology annotation, molecular function: UDP-galactose transmembrane transporter activity. The record is from RefSeq and is a predicted model, not a curated record. NCBI's taxonomy places the organism in Eukaryota, Metazoa, Chordata, Actinopteri, Cypriniformes, Cyprinidae. Gene Ontology annotation, biological process: pyrimidine nucleotide-sugar transmembrane transport. Gene Ontology annotation, cellular component: Golgi membrane.